Vicugna pacos (alpaca) is the source of this 8447-nucleotide messenger RNA. RefSeq names its product APC membrane recruitment protein 1 (gene AMER1). Lineage: Eukaryota; Metazoa; Chordata; Mammalia; Artiodactyla; Camelidae. Gene Ontology annotation, biological process: regulation of canonical Wnt signaling pathway. Gene Ontology annotation, cellular component: plasma membrane. Gene Ontology annotation, molecular function: phosphatidylinositol-4,5-bisphosphate binding; beta-catenin binding. The record is from RefSeq and is a predicted model, not a curated record.
GGGAAGGGGAGCCAGUGCAGGAGGUGACUGGGGCCGCGGCGGCGGCGGCGCUUGCGGUGCUCUCAGCACUGUCAGCCAAGGCUCCAGCCUGGACUGGAGCGGCGCAGCAGACAAUAACCAGGCUGGAAACGGGACCCGGCCGGGGGCUGGCACAGUGCAGCAGAAUGGUAUAGAACUGGGACUCAAGAGACCUGGAAGCUGGUGUGGCUCUAUCAUCAUCCGACUGUGUGACCUUAUUAGAUCCAACUGUAAUGUUUCCUGUUUCCUGACUGAUGAUGUUAUAACAGUGCCCAGAAGCCAAAAGGCUGCAUUUUUCACCUGAAUAUACCUGAGUUGUCCCCAUCAUCAUGGAGACCCGAAAGGAUAAAGCUGCUCAGGCCAAGGGAGCAGCAGUCUCUGUGGACACUCAGGACCAAGGGGCAGAGAAAGGAGCCAAGAACAAGGCAGCUGAGGCGACAGAAGGGCUAGCAUCAGAGACACCCUCAUCUGGCCCAGGUAGGCUGAAAAAAACUGCUCUGAAGCUCUUUGGUGGCAAGAAAGGCAUUUGUACCCUGCCUAGUUUAUUUGGAGGGGGACGAAGCAAAAGUUCUGGGAAAGGCAGCUCUAAGAAGGGUAUUAGCAAGAGCAAGACCUACGAUGGCCUGAGUGAAGCAGUUGAUGGCCCUGAGGACAUUGUCAGUGAAGGAACUGGCAUCCCCUUACCUUUGCCUGAGUCAUCCUGCCGACUUCCUAGCUCCCAGAGUGCCCACGGGGCUUUGGAGACAGGCUCUAGACACAAGAUGUCUGUGACUGGAGCCACAGAGAAAGCUGGGGCUGAGAAGGCUCCCUUUGUGCCCAAGCCAAAAAAAGGCCUGAAAGGUUUUUUCAGCAGUAUCCGCCGUCACCGGAAGAGCAAGGUCUCUAUAGCUGAGCAAAGUGAUCCGGCGGCCAAAGAGCCUGAGGAGGCCAGAGCCAGGCCUCAUGAGCAUGUGGACUCAGCCCUUCUGCCCCACACUGAGGAGACCCUCCAAGCCCUAAGAAAGGAAAAUGCCAAGCCCCAAGAUGCCCCUGGACCAAAAGUUUCUUCAGUAUCAGAGCCUUCUACACUAGCCCCUGAGAAGACAGCCUGUAAAGAUCCAGAAAAUACUAUAGAAGCCUGUGCCUCAGCACUCCUGCAGCCCAAAUCUGCCCCUGAAGCCAGUGGCCCAGAGGAGCCCCAUAGCCCAGAAACAGGGGAGAAAGUGGAGACAGGAGAGGUAAAUCCACCAAAUGCCCCUGUGGGUGACCAGCUGAGCCUCCUCUUUGGGGAUGUCACAUCCUUGAAAAGUUUUGACUCACUGACAGGUUGUGGUGAUAUCAUAGCAGAGCAGGACAUGGAUAGUAUGACAGACAGCAUGGCCUCUGGAGGCCAGAGGGCCAACCGAGAUGGGACCAAGCGAAGUUCCUGCCUGGUGACCUACCAAGGAGGGGGCGAGGAGAUGGCCUUGCCUGAUGAUGAUGAUGAGGAAGAAGAGGAGGAAGAGGAGGUGGAAUUAGAGGAGGAAGAAGAGGAAGUCAAGGAAGAAGAUGAUGACUUAGAAUAUUUGUGGGCCAGUACCCAGAUGUACCCAAGGUCCAAUAUGAAUCCAAGCUACCAUCCCACCACAUCCCCAGGCCACCACAGCUAUAUGCUUCUUGACCCAGUUAGGUCUUAUCCUGGCCUAGCCCCUGGGGACCUUUUGACUCCUCAGAGUGACCAGCAAGAGUCUGCCCCCAAUAGUGAUGAGGGUUAUUAUGACUCCACCACGCCUGGACUUGAGGAUGAUUCAGGUGAGGCCCUGGGGCUUAUACACAGGGAUUGCUUGCCCCGGGACAGCUAUAGUGGAGAUGCCCUGUAUGAGUUCUUUGAGCCAGAUGAUAGUCUUGAGAACUCCCCACCUGGAGAUGACUGCCUUUAUGACCUCCAUGGUCACAACUCUGAGAUAUUUGACCCAUUCUUGAACUUUGAGCACUUUUCUUCCUCUCGGCCACCUGGGGCAAUGGAGACUGAGGAAGAAAGGCUAGUGACCAUCCAGAAACAGUUGCUGUAUUGGGAGCUUCGGCGGGAGCAGCUUGAGGCCCGAGAAGCCCAGGAGGCACGUACUUGGGAGGCUCAUACCAGAGAAGCCCGUACCCAAGAAACUCACGCCAGGGAGGCCAAUGCUCGAGAGGCCAACACCCGGGAAGCCCACGUCAGAGAGGCCCGAACUCGAGAGGCUUAUGCCAGGGAGGCUCAGGCCCAAGAGGUUCGUGCUCAAGAGGCUCAAAUCCGAGGGGUACAGGCCCGGCAGGAAAAGCCCAUCAUGGAGUAUCAGAUGAGGCCUUUAGGCCCAUCAGUGAUGGGCCUGGUGGAAGGGGCAUCAGGAGCCUCUCAGACUUCCCACAGAGGAACCACCUCAGCUUUUCCUGCUACUGCAAGCAGCGAACCAGACUGGAGGGACUUCCGUCCUUUGGAGAAGCGUUUUGAGGGAACCUGCUCCAAGAAAGAUCAAAGCACCUGCCUAAUGCAGCUCUUCCAGAGUGAUGCAAUGUUUGAGCCAGACAUGCAAGAAGCAAAUUUUGGAGGAUCCCCCAGGAGGGCCUACCCUACUUAUUCACCCCCUGAGGAGCCAGAGGAGGAGGAACUUGAAAAUGAAGGGAAUGCCACUGUGAGUUUUUCUCAGGCCCUUGUGGAGUUCACCAGCAAUGGUAACUUAUUCUCUAGCAUGUCCUGCAGCUCUGAUUCCGACUCAUCCUUCACUCAAAACCUCCCUGAGCUGCCCCCCAUGGUGACCUUUGACAUCGCUGAUGUGGAACGGGAUGGGGAAGGCAAGUGUGAAGAAAAUCCUGAGUUCCACAAUGAUGAAGACCUUGCAGCCUCCUUGGAAGCUUUUGAGCUAGGCUACUACCAGAAACAUGCCUUCAACAACUACCGCAGCCGAUUCUACCAGGGCCUACCCUGGGGUGUGAGCAGUCUCCCUCGAUAUUUGGGACUGCCUGGCAUGCACCCUCGACCUCCACCUGCUGCCAUGGCCCUCAACAGGCGGAGCCGCUCCCUUGACACUGCAGAGACCCUGGAGCUGGAGCUCUCCAGUUCUCACCUGGCCCAGGGCUAUAUGGAGUCUGAUGAGCUUCCUGCUCAGCAAGAAGACUCAGAUGAAGAAGAGGAGGAGGAGGAAUGGGGCCGAGACAGUCCCCUGUCCCUCUAUACUGAACCUCCAGGGACCUACGACUGGCCUGCCUGGGCUCCCUGUCCUCUCCCAGUGGGGCCAGGCCCUGCCUGGAUAAGUCCCAGCCAGUUGGAUGGGCCUUCCAGCCAGUCACCAUAUGGGCAGACAGCCUGUUGCAUAUCUCCCAUUGCCGUGUCAAUGUUGCUGUCGGUAUCAGGGCCAGAGUCAAGGGCACCUGGAGAAUCCAGGCCUCAGCUAGCUCGACCUUCACACCUACCCCUGCCCAUGGGCCCUUGUUAUAACCUUCAGCCAAAGGCCUCCCAGGGUGUGAGGGCCAGGCCUAGAGAUGUGCCACUGCCUGUUGACGAGCCCAGUUGCUCCUCCAGUCCUGGAGGCUUCAGCCCCAGCCCUCUGCCCCAGGCCAAGCCUGUGGGCAUUACCCAUGGCAUUCCUCAGCUGCCCAGGUUCCGGCCUGAGCCCCCAGAGUCUCAUCCCAUUCACUAUGGGGCUUCUAGCGUUGAUCUGUCAAAGGAGAGGGCCGAGCAAGGUGCCUCUCUCCCUACCAGCUAUUCCUCCACUGUCAUGAAUGGGAACCUAGCUGAGUAGCCAUCAUCAGUUCUGGAAUUGGGGGCAUGGGGCCUGAGCAUGUGAAUGGGGAUCAGGGUUGGGCAGAGGGGUGGGGGGUGGGGGUUGCUGUUUAACUUGAAAAUCCUUUUGGCCAAGGAAAGCUCCUAUGAGCUUUCAUCUUUGUUUUCCCACUUCCCAUGUCUGACAUCUGUGGCCACAUUCAGCUCUAGUACAUCUGCCCUGGGAGACUGCUGCUGCUGUGCUCCAGUUUUUGCUUUCAGGGUUUUUUCUUGUGACCCACGUAGGGUUUGGGAUGCUGUAAUUUUGUGCCUAUUCCAGUUGCUGAGUUAGUGAUUAUAUAUAUAGCAUGCAUCCUUGACACAGACUGAACCCUUAGCACCCCCUGCCACUUCUCUACCCAGUGAAUGAUGAACCACUGAUGAGCAGCCAGGUCUGCACUGCCUCCCACUUGGGGACAGGGAACUUGUUUGCUGUUAGCAAUGUGAAAUUAUGGUACAGAUCCUCCCUGCCCCCACUUCCUUUGGUCUUGGCAUAGGUGCCACCAUUACAUCAGAUGAGAUAAUCUAUGAGCCCCAGCUAGCUGCCUUUAGAGAGGAUCAAGUAGCGUAUGUCUCACUGCUUAUUGCUGAGGACUUUGGCAUCAUAACUAGAUCAGGGUCUUUUAACCUGGCCUGCCAAAGCUUGGGUUGAAGACAAAAAUGCUAAUUCCCUUAAUGGAGUGAUCAAAUUCAUCCUGUUGCAAACAGAAGACAAAAUAGAGUUGUAUUGUAGACAAUGCCAUAAGUCUUGAGCUCCAGAAUGAUAGGGUUUUUUCCUUCUUCGUUUCUUAAGCUUGUGACUGCUUGAAUUGCAGAUGCUUUUGAAUUUUGGUUCUUUCUUCCUCCAAAGGAAAAUUUUUAUAGUCUCAUCACAAGGAAAAUAUUCUUUUAAUUGAGAUACAAGAAGAGAAGCAGCCUAAUUAGGCUUGUCUAUAGAGGCUGGGGUUUUUUGCAGGUUACAGGGGAAGGAUAGGAAAAGGAGGUUCAUUUGUCCCAGGCAUCAGGAGAGAGGAUUUCAAACAUUGUAGACCCCGAGGCAACCCAGCUUCUUAAAAGGGAAAAUUGCUUUUCCCCAUCCCCAAAGACAUGAAGUUCCUUAAGCAUUGCCCACCCCUUCAUUGGAUGCUGUAAAGAGACCUCAUGCUAGCACUCCCAAGACACAGUUCACCAAAGACAUCUAGGCUGCUGUUCCAGGCUCUCUAAAGAGCUUUCAUUUUCCAAUUAGCCAAGUUCUUAGCAUCAUCAAAGGACUGGGCUUCUUGAGAGGAAAGACUGUGACCUGCCCUCACUCUGCCAAGCUGAAGGAUUCUGAUUUGCAUGGUAGUUGCACUCCUUUAUAGAAUGAAUGGCACCCUCCCUUCUCCUGCAUCCACACAGUUCUCAUGCUGAACUAGCUUGGAAAUACCGGUAGGGAAGAGUUGCUGUCAGGAAGACAUUGCAACAGGCUAAUCUAACCAGGCUCUACCUCUCAUUAAUCACCAAUAUGAGAUGGUUCCUUUUAAAUGUCUUUAUUGGAAAUAGUAUAUGGAACAUUUUUUGCCUGGAUAUUGACUCAGAUUAUGAUCCUUGCUCAUCCCUGUCUCCAUCUCCCACCCAUUUCUAUGCCUCUUAAAAGAAGAGGUAAACAGGGCUCUUGGCAUCCCCAAGGUCUGGCAACUUAGUUUAGGAACAAAUGCUGUUGGCCCCUCAAGUUAAGGUGCCUUGUGGGCAAAAUGUCACUUGACCAAGCGAUGUGUCUGCUGGUCUUUGUCACUGUUUCUUAGAUUGAGGUUGGCCCAGUGCCCCUCCCCACAAAAAGCAAACUUAGUUGGUAGAAGCUACACUCCUGGAAGCACCACAUGAAUUUUCAUGGCACCAACACCAACACUCAAGGGACCCAGACCAGCUCUUCAGGCUGACUUUUAUCUGCAUUGUGAAGAAAUGCAUCAGUCAUGGAGCUGGAGAAUCAAAGAGGGUGAGGAAGGCCCUCCUCACCUGAAGCACAGCAUUCCAGGAGAGAAGUGUCCAAAUUCUGGCCUUUCACCAAAGCUGCCCUGGGGGGUGGGGCUGAAAUUGGCCUGGCUGUUUGGCAGGAAGUAAACACUCACCAAAUGCCUUUACAACAGGGGAAAACCCACCACUUGCCUCUUGCCUCUUCUGCCUCUGCUUGUCCUUCAGGGCAGUUCAAGCUCCUGUUUGUAUGUGGACUGUACCAGCCACAGGAGGUAGUAGAGCCAGCACCAAACUCCAGAGCCUGCUGGGCCACCAGCCUAUUUGAGAAGAGAAAACAUAGGUGGUCAGCCUUUGGCCAAGGGCUGAGAGCUGCCCUCCAGAACAAGAGGGCAGCAAGAGGAGAGCAGUCAUACCCCUGACACACUUUGCUGGGCUUUGGAAGGUCAAGUAUCACAGAGUAAGGCCUGGGACUGAGUGACAACUCCUGGUUUGGACACUUCUGCCUGCAAGUCCUUUCACUGUCCUGGCCAGCCAGGGAUGGGAUACUCACCACAAGUGAGGCAGUCAGGGUACCUCGCUGUAGAAACAGUCUCCUUUAAGUCUCACUCCAGAUCCAAGCAGUUGAUGGCUGAGUCUCAGCUUCAGCCUAGAAGACGAAGGAAGACCAGCUGGGGACACAUGAUGGCAGCACAGAGUGACACCGGAGAGCCAGCCAAACUCCAGGCCUUUCCCCAAACAUAUGCCAGUGCUUGCCUGGCUAACACCAAAUAUGUCCAGGACUACUAAGGGUGUAGAUGUCAAGUCCACAGAUGAACACCCUAUCUGCAUUGCAAGGUCAUGGGAUAAUGCUUUUGGAUGUGACUUCAAGGGACGAUAUGACUUGCGAGAAGGUAGCUGCUCUUAUCUUGCUGACCAGCAGGUUUAUAUAGUGUCAGAUAGGUCUGAUCCCGAGAAUUCCCAGAUGAGACUGGUCCUUGGGGGAUCAAUGACUGGAUAGAGAAGGCCACCUAGAAGGCCUCUCCGAGGGCUAUCAGUUUCUCAGUGCUUUAGCACCUUCAAGGAAGCCCUGCCUUGGGGCUCAGUUAGGGCUUGUCGAGACCACCUUGGCUCAGCUUGGGCACCGGUCCAUAAGCCUCCUUAGGCCAAAGGCUUCAGUCAACACCAGGCUUUCUCCUUAACUACUGUACCAGGGAGGGAAGUAGCUUCCCACACCCAGGGUGCAUUCCCCUCAUCAUGCUGCCAACAACUUACCCACCCUUGCCACUGCUACCACCCCACCUGCCCUCGGCCUCUGGGCCCAAUUGCUGGAGGGAGGCAUGGGGGUUCAGCAGGGAGACUUCAAGUUUACCCAUGUGUAUGUUACAUCCAAGUUGUUUUUAAUAUAUAUAUAUAUAUAUAUAUAUAUCAAAAGUCAAUUAUCUAUUUUUGUAUUGUUUGCAUUUUAUAUUCAUGGAAAACAAUGUUUAUCAAUUGUUCUUUUCUGAUAUAUUUUAUUUUUAAGCGGUGCUGUUUACAGUUUUAAACAAAACGAAGAUGACACAAAAAUUGCUGCUGCUUGUGCAGAGGGCUGGCGUCUCAACUGCCCAGGGCCCUCGCUCUUUCCCCCUCCCCAUCCCUGAUGUAUCACACUGUCCAUUUCCCUCCCUCCAUGAUAGGGAUAGCAGAAGGUGCCCAAGUACUAAGACAAAUGCCAGGUGACUCAGGCAUGUGGAACCUGGCAAACAGUGUGUCGUUUUGUGGUUUUAUUUUUUCUUUUGGACUUUGCCCUUUCCCAUGUGUAGACCUUCUGGAAAUACUCAUAUGUCUGUCUCUGUCUCUUUCUCUUUGUUUCUUUCUCUCUCUCUCUCCUCUUUAUGUUUUGUGCUCUAGUUUUGAAACCAGAGUGUCCAUAUUUUGCUAUUUGUCAUGAUGAGUUUCUCCAAAGGAGCAUUUUGGGGACAUUCUCUAACCAGUGGGGAGUGUGGGGGUUUCGACCAUUCCCCCUCUCCCCAAGAAGCUGGAGAAAACAGAUGGAAGUGAUGCUUGAACCAUCAGGAAAUGGCCAUCUCAUUGAAGAAACCCUUGCGUGGGACUUUCCAGGAGCUCAAUUGAUUGUGACAUUCACCCAGAAGACACAUUGGGGAAUUCCUUGACCCCUCUUGCUGCUUUGGGGGAAUGUCUUCCCCUACCAUCAUACCCACUUCCCUGCCCUGCUCCAGCUCACACAUGGAUGGAACUUUGGGGGACAGUGACUAUUAGGGUGAUGGCUUGAUGGCCUGAUCCCCACUUUUCCAUCCUAUAGGCACUCCAAAGAAGAAAAUCCACAUAGCAUGUAUAUGUGUGAGGGUUGGGCCUACUGAGAGGCGGGGCUUUAAUUAUUAUUCCUGUUACUAUUGGUGCUUAUUUUCCCUGAUGUAUAUGGGGUGGGUGGGGGGAAGAAACCAGGAAUGUAUAUUUAGGUCAUGUUAAAUAAAAUGGCUGGGGGACAGAAAGAAGAAAUUGGAAGCUGCAGUACAUCUGCACCCCAGGUGUAAGAGUACUUUCUCUCCCAUUGCAGAAGGGGAAGCAUGGCCCCUGGAUGUGCCCUAUCUUCCCCUUACCUAUCCUUGAGACAUCAUGGAAUUGCCUGGAUUGUGACCUGCCCAAUCUUAGUUCUCACUGACAUCUGGAUAUCUUGAUGCACUGCCUGUUUGUAACAACAAAUAUUUCUUUUGCUGAAUGCUAAUAAACUGGGUUCAAGAGGGACCCCCCCUCAGUCACUAAA